Molecule: messenger RNA, 2525 nt
Organism: Camellia sinensis
Lineage: Eukaryota; Viridiplantae; Streptophyta; Magnoliopsida; Ericales; Theaceae
Product: F-box family protein
Biological process (GO): SCF-dependent proteasomal ubiquitin-dependent protein catabolic process
Cellular component (GO): SCF ubiquitin ligase complex
Molecular function (GO): protein binding
Source: RefSeq, a predicted model, not a curated record
AAAAAAACGUCACUCCACCAUAUCUCUCUCUCUCUCUCUCUCUCUCUAUCUAAUCUCUCACUUUCUCUCUAUGUAACUUCAACCUUGCUCUGCAAGUACGAGUUGUACAUUGAAGCUAUCCGACAACCUUCCGAAACCGAAAAAACCCUUGUCGACCGAAACAAUGAAAGUGUUUCGUUUCGAUCCGUCUCGCUCCAACUCAUCUCUGGGUCUCAACCUUAACUUGCUCUACUUCUUGUUCGUCCCCACCUAGAAAAUAAUAAUUUUUGCAAAAAACCCCUACUCUUUCCCAUUCCCACAAUUCCCAAUGGAGUCCCCUCCAAUUCUCUCUCUCCUCACCGACGACCUCCUCCUCCGAGUCCUCGACCAACUCGCCGACGACUCGGACCGCAAAUCGUUCCGCUCCGUCUGCAAAUCCUUCCUCCGAGUCGACUCGCUCCACCGCACCACCCUCCGGGUCCUCCGCCCGGAAUUCCUCCCGGCUCUCCUCCGAAAAUACCCAGAAAUCUCAGCCCUCGAUCUCUCAGUCUGUCCCCGGAUCGACGACGGCGCGGUGGCGGUUUUACUGGGUUGUGGCGGGGGCUGGACCCGGAGGCUGAGGAGGCUGGUGCUGAGCCGGGCCGUCGGGUUGAGAUUUUCCGGGUUGGAGAUGAUGGUUCGGGCGUGUCCGGGUUUGGAGGCGGUGGACGUGUCGUUUUGUUGUGGGUUCGGUGAUAGGGAGGCGGCGGCACUGUCAUGUGCGGCGGGGCUGAGGGAUCUGAGGAUGGAUAAAUGUUUGGGUGUGACGGACGUUGGUUUGGCUAAGAUAGCUGUUGGGUGUGAAAAGCUUGAGAGGCUUAGUUUGAAAUGGUGUUUGGAGAUUUCUGAUCUUGGGAUUGAUUUGAUGUCCAAGAAAUGUCCACACUUGAAACAUCUUGACAUUUCAUAUCUAAAGGUGACGAGUGAGUCGCUUCGAUCGAUUGGGACUUUGCAGAAGCUGGAGGUGUUGGUAAUGGUGGGGUGUGGUUUGGUGGAUGAUGAUGGCAUAAGGUUUCUUGGAAAUGGGUGUCCUUCACUUCAGGUUCUGGAUGUAUCAAGGUGUGACAAAGUCAGUUCAUCUGGCUUAGUCUCAGUAGUUAGAGGACAUAGAGAUCUGCGGCAGCUAUAUGCGGGUUUUUGUUUUUUUGAACUUUCCGCGACCCUUCUCCGCUGGUUGAAAGAAUUGAAGAAUCUCAAUACAAUAAGAGUUGACGGGGCUCGAGUUUCAGACUCUAGCUUCCAAAUCAUCAGCACCAAUUGCAAGUUUUUGGUUGAUAUUGGCUUGAGCAAAUGCAAAGGAGUGACGGGCAUGGGCCUAAUGCUGCUAGUGUCUGCCAAUCCAAAUUUGAAGAUCAUCAAUCUGACAUGCUGUGAUUCUAUUACUGAUGUGGCAAUUUCAGCAAUAGCCUAUUCUUGUAGGAAUCUUUUAUGCCUUAAGUUAGAGUCUUGCAAUUUGCUCACGGAGAAGAGUCUUGAAAGCCUUGGAUCGUGUUCCUUGCUACUCAAGGAGCUUGAUCUCACGGAUUGCUCUGGUGUAAAUGAUGCAGGACUCAAUUAUUUGUCCAAAUGUUCAGAGCUUUUAUGCUUGAAAUUAGGACUUUGUACGAACAUAUCAGACAAGGGAUUGUUUUAUUUUGCUUCAAACUGCAAAAAGAUUCAUGAACUUGACCUAUACCGCUGUAUGGGAAUUGGUGACGAUGGAUUAGCUGCUUUAUCAAGUGGGUGCAAGAAGUUGAAGAAGCUAAAUUUGUCUUAUUGCAACAAGGUUACUGACCGAGGACUGCAAUACUUGAGCCAUCUGAAGGAACUCUCGGACUUGGAAUUGCGUGGUAUUGUGAAGAUUACAAGCACGGGUUUGACAGCAGUUGCAGCUGGGUGCAAAAGCCUCUCGGAAUUGGAUCUUAAACAUUGUGAGUACAUCAAUGAUUCGGGAUUCUGGGCUCUUGCCUACUACUCGAGGAAUUUACGACAGAUAAAUCUAAGCUAUUGCACAAUCUCAGACGUCGGGCUGUGCAUGCUGAUGGGAAAUUUGACCCGUCUACAAGAUGCGAAGCUCGUGAACCUCACGAAUGUGUCAGUGAAAGGGCUUGAGCUCGCGCUUCGUGCCUGCUGCGUCCGAAUAAAAAAGGUGAAGUUGCUUACUUCUUUUGGAUUCUUGCUUUCUCCCGAGAUACUUGAGACCCUGAGGGCUAGAGGUUGCAAAAUUAGAUGGGAUUAAGUUCAUGCUUUGAGAUUAUUAUAUGUAAGACAAGUCCAUUAUUAUCAUAAAAAAUGGUAAGAAGAAGAUAAUCCGAUGAAUUAUAAUAACAACAAUAGUUAUGCAUCAGGCGAUGGAGGAUUGAUUUCACAAAUUGUAGAAGAUGGUUUGUAUAUGAUUGAAAAUAUGGUGAGAAACUGGAAUAAGGUCUGGUUGAAUCGGCAAAAAAGCAUUUAGAAAACUUGUGCAUUUUGUGGGAGUUUACAUAAUUUUUAUAUGAAAGGAAAAAAGUGGAAUUCAUAUGGGAUAA